Molecule: messenger RNA, 297 nt
Organism: Acaulospora morrowiae
Lineage: Eukaryota; Fungi; Glomeromycota; Glomeromycetes; Diversisporales; Acaulosporaceae
Source: the annotation of a GenBank genome assembly
AUGAAAAGUGCCAACCAAAAAACAAGAUGGCUAGAAGAAGUAAAGGACCUCUGGCAAGCAAUAAAAAAGACAAUCAACCACGAACUACAAAGUAACAUCAAUGCUCAAAUCAAAGAAGCCACCCAAAAAAGAAUGGAACAAUACUUGAAAUCCAAAAAGAAGAUGAUUAACAGCAUACUAUUACGAGAGCACAAAACAAUCGAAAUGAACACAAUUGUCAUUAAAGAUCCAGAAACAACCAUUAUCACAGAACCAAAAGAAAUCAAAGAACUGGCAAAAAAGCACUUCAGUCAUUAA